Messenger RNA from Mya arenaria, 4264 nucleotides. RefSeq lists its product as uncharacterized. Lineage: Eukaryota; Metazoa; Mollusca; Bivalvia; Myida; Myidae. Gene Ontology annotation, biological process: T cell receptor signaling pathway. The coding region runs from base 65 to 2251 and encodes 728 amino acids. The transcript is spliced from 6 exons. The record is from RefSeq and is a predicted model, not a curated record.
GUCAAUAUACAGCGAUGAACAUUCCAUAAUAGAUGAGCGAGUAUAACAGUCAGUAUAUGUAAACAUGGCGGAAAAGAGUGACGGAAAUACCAGUGAAAAUAGGGAUAUAUUUAGUUUAAAUGAAUUUUGUGAAUGUUUUGAUUUACCAAAAUGGGUCGAAGUUGUUGGAGGUUCGGAUAUCGGGUCGUUGAAGAAAUCUGCGUGCAAUAUUCAGAAAGGAAUGAUUCUUUUGUUGAGGACGUUAGCGGUGGACAAUGUGACAUUAUCGUUUAACGAUGCAGAGGUGGGGAAAAAGAUAGUUCAAGUGUCUCCGAAUACUCAAGUUAAAUUUAACAUCUUACUUCCGUAUCCGGACUUUAAACGACCCGACAAACCUCGAACUGUUUAUAAAACAGUAGAAGAUUUGUUAAAAGUAUGUCCGACAUAUUUCAAAGCGAACAUAUUUUACGACGAUCCCUAUCUGCCGGCGAUCGUUAAAUCUGGCGAGGUUUUCAGAUUUGUACGACAGAUACGCCGUCCGUCCGACCGCCGGGUAUAUUUGCAAUGCAAGGACGCCGACGGCAAUGUAAUCGAACUACCUGCCGAAUGUCGAGGCGAUUUUACAGCAGAAGAAGACGAAAACUCCUACACCUUAAAGGAAAUACUCGAUCUUGGUCAAGUUGACCGGAAGUUGCAACUCUCAAAAGACCAUGUCAGUCUGAGUCUAGUCUCGGAUAUGGCGGACGGGGACGGGGCGAUGUACUCAAACAUGGGAGGGAGUAGUUCCGGUGACGUUCUACAGAGGAUUAUGGGACUGCCCCUGACCUACACCGGCCUCUUGACCUUCCACAGCCCCAACAUGUUCCUGGCCGCCUCCCCCAGCGAAUUUCAACAAGAUGUCUGGAAGGUCCCCCUCAGUCUUGAUAUUAAGGUGAAAACGUUUGUCACGGACGACUACGAGAUGCCAGUUUCCGGUUGCGAGAUUGAGGACGUUUCCGGUCAACCCCCACCCUUCAAGGUGUACACACUCAGCGAGCUUCUGGACACCUACCACGAAGAUUUCCCCGUCCUAGCCAGACUAGUCCAUUACAAGGACAUGCCAGUAGAGUUUAACCAUAGUCUGGAGCCAGGCUGUGAGUUAAUUAUCCACAAAAUUGAACGCCAUGACAGACUGUUGGCGCAGUCAAAAGAUUCGUAUUUUACUCUUGACAGGAAGAUGAAUGGACGGUUUAGAAAAGUACUCAGAAAAUUUUACGCAAUUAAGGAUCUUAAAGACGCGUUUUCAGAACAAUUGAACGAGGACUUAUUUGUAAAGGUCAUGCAAGAUGUGGCGUCUGACUCCCCUAUACAAUACUCGUUACAAAUGGGCGAUGUACUUAAAUUCAAAACUCUAGAAACCAAAAUGCACAAAGUGAAAUUAAAAUCGAAGUCUUAUGGCUCUUUUGCUGUCAUAAAUUGUGAGAAAAGAACAGAGAACUGGUCAUUUGAGAAAAUGAUGAUUCCAGCAGAUUUAGAAAUCGCCAUUCACGAAUUACCGUCUGCUUCGAAAGUGGAAGGGUUCUCGAUUGACGAGGUGUUUCGGCAUAGACCGGAACUCCCGAUUAAAGUCGAUUUUCUUGCCGAUUUCAAUACAAUGUGGACAUGUCUUCCGAUUUCUUCAGAAAUUACCGUCACAAACUUUGUAACUGAAGCUGUAGCAUUAAUUUCUCCUCUUCAAAACUUCGAACCAGACGAAGAACGACGCCAUAUUGAUAACCGAGUACGGGAUUGUCUUUUGGUUCCCGCGCGCCAUCAGAUGAUGUUGACUGUACAGCAGUGUCUUGGUUUUCCGCCUAACUACUUCAUGUUCCCAGACAAAAGUGUGUUUAUUGGAUGCCCUUUGGAAAAGAUCAGCAAGGAUUCGUUCGAGGAGCUGAUUCGCCAUAACGACAUGGCUUAUGAGGACUACGUAGCGGGAUCCCCGAACAGCACAGGAAGUGACGUCGUCCUACCGCAAAGGAAGAGCCAAUCAGACGAGACUAUAAACAAGCGUCUGUCGCGCUCCUUCGGUAACAUGAUGCGACAGGGUCCGCCACGCUUCUUCAGCAGGCUCAAGGACAAGGUCAAGGUCAAGGCCGACAAGCCGACAGGGGCUGCGGCCACGGCGAACGCGGUGGAUAAUCUGGUGUAUCAGGCAGGGUCCAUCCACAGUGAUGAUCCUUCCUUGUAUGAUGACGAAAACGUCUAUGAACACGUGGACAUCAAAAAGCACACGAAGAGCAAGAAGAGCUGACGUCAUACACUUGACGUAUAGAGGUUUCAAGAUGGGGCUUUGCUGAACACAAUUUGAGAUAGAAAUCAAAGUACAACGGCAUUCCAAUAUGUACAGCUGAAACAAGAAAAUAUUCAUUCAAGUUUAUUUAUGUAUUCGCAAUAUUUAAAGAUUUUUUUUCCAUAAGUGCGUGUUAUGCAUCAGUUUCUGUUAUGUGCUGCGAUUGCAGACGUGCUUGUGAGUUAAUGCGAAUGAAGGACAAAACAUCCCAUGGACAAAACCCGCCCAUGGCAUUUUUGAGUAGGUUGGCAAAACCCUCUACAUCAUUUUGAUAAGGUGGACAAAACAUCCCAGAUCAUUUUGCCAGGGUGGAAAAAACAUCCCAGAUCAUGUUGACGGGGUGGACAAAACAUCCCAGAUCAUUUUGACGGGGUGGACAAAACAUCCCAAAUCAUUUUGCCAGGGUGGAAAAAACAUCCCAGAUCAUGUUGACGGGGUGGACAAAACAUCCCAGAUCAUUUUGCCAGGGUGGACAAAACAUCCCAGAUCUUGUUGACUGGUCGGACAAAAGAUCCCAGAUCAUUUUGCCAGGGUGGACAAAACAUGGCAGAUCAUGUUGACUGGUCGGACAAAAGAUCCCAGAUCAUUUUGCCAUGGUGGACAAAACAUGGCAGAUCAUGUUGAUGGGGUGGACAAAACAUCCCAGAUCAUUUUGCCAGGGUGGACAAAACAUCCCAGAUCAUUUUGCCAGGGUGGACAAAACAUCGCAGAUCAUUUUGCCAGGGUGGACAAAACAUGGCAGAUCAUUUUGCCAGGGUGGACAAAACAUCCCAGAUCAUUUUGCCAGGGUGGAAAAAACAUCCCAGAUCAUGUUGACGGGGUGGACAAAACAUCCCAGAUCAUUUUGCCAGGGUGGACAAAACAUCCCAGAUCUUGUUGACGGGGUGGACAAAACAUCCCAGAUCAUUUUGCCAGGGUGGACAAAACAUGGCAGAUCAUGUUGACUGGUCGGACAAAAGAUCCCAGAUCAUUUUGCCAUGGUGGACAAAACAUGGCAGAUCAUGUUGAUGGGGUGGACAAAACAUCCCAGAUCAUUUUGCCAGGGUGGACAAAACAUCGCAGAUCAUUUUGCCAGGGUGGACAAAACAUGGCAGAUCAUUUUGCCAGGGUGGACAAAACAUCCCAGAUCAUUUUGCCAGGGUGGAAAAAACAUCCCAGAUCAUGUUGACGGGGUGGACAAAACAUCCCAGAUCAUUUUGCCAGGGUGGACAAAACAUCCCAGAUCUUGUUGACGGGGUGGACAAAACAUCCCAGAUCAUUUUGCCAGGGUGGACAAAACAUGGCAGAUCAUGUUGACUGGUCGGACAAAAGAUCCCAGAUCAUUUUGCCAUGGUGGACAAAACAUGGCAGAUCAUGUUGAUGGGGUGGACAAAACAUCCCAGAUCAUUUUGCCAGGGUGGAAAAAACAUCGCAGAUCAUUUUGCCAGGGUGGACAAAACAUGGCAGAUCAUGUUGACUGGUCGGACAAAAGAUCCUAGAUCAUUUUGCCAUGGUGGACAAAACAUGGCAGAUCAUUUCGCCAGGGUGGACAAAACAUCGCAGAUCAUUUUUACACUCAAGGCUCAUUAACAGUUUGAUAGCAAUCAUUUACAUUAAGAAUUUAUUUAACACUUUUUGAAAAACCACCUUUGUUGUGUUGAUAAAUUGGUGUCCAUACUGACAUUUAUGGGAUCUGAUGUCCAGGACGGGAUGUUGUUUCCACUAUGAUCUUCAAAAAGAUCAGGAAUGUUUUGUCCUCCUUGUCAAAAUGGUGUGGGAGGUUUUGUGCAUGGGAGGUUUUGUUUAUGAGAGGUUUUGUCCGGCCCCCGGUCUACGCGAAUGCAGAAGUGUCUAGUGGAAAAGCCCUCAGAACGGGUUUCCACGUUAAGUAGAUUCAUAGGAAACUAACCAAUCCAGUUUAUAUGUAUUGUUUGUAAUCUAUGUCGAUAAUGGUCAUUAACUCAUUAUGUAUAUCUGAAUUAAAUAAGAUAUUCA